UACCACUCUAUCGCCAACUCAUCAAUUUCAUUUCCUAACAUUUUCAAUUUACCCUAAUUUAUAAUCCUGAAUCCAUCUACCAAAACGUAAAAAUUCUUAAAUUAUUUGAUAAAUCUGGAGGAAUCCGGUUCAUCGAUGACAAAAAUGGCGAAAAAAUCACCUGAAUACGAGGAGAAUAACGACGCGAAUAGUUCGAUUAAAUACAAGGGAGUUCGGAAGAGGAAAUGGGGAAAAUGGGUAUCCGAAAUCCGUUUACCAAAUAGCCGAGAACGGAUCUGGUUAGGAUCCUAUGAUUCGGCUGAGAAAGCGGCGCGUGCUUUCGACGCGGCUCAGUUUUGUCUUCGUGGUAAGUCGGCGAAUUUUAAUUUUCCUGAAAAUCCACCUGAAAUCGCCGGUGGACGGUCAAUGACGCCGUCGGAAAUUCAAGCUGCGGCAGCGAGGUUUGCUAAUAUGACAGGCGGUAAUGAUCGGGUAGUAGUUAGGGAUGAAUCGGAGGAGAAUCUGACGGUGGAUGAGUACUCUUUAUCUUAUUCGCCGUCGAUUUCUGACGGAACGACGGUACAAAUAGAUAGUUUUGAAAUGACAGGGGUAGAAACGUCAUUUCAGGAGACGUUGAGUUUAAGUAAUACGUUUGGGUCGGGUAAUUACGUGUCGGAUUUUGGGCUUUUUACCGGGUAUGAUGAUUUUACUGCGGAUCAUUUUUUUACCACACCGCAACAACUGGAUAAUAAUUUUGAUUAUGGUGUUCAAGAGGAUACUUAUGAUGCCUCACUUUACCAAGACUCUUUCCUUUGGAAUUUCUAAGUGAGAUUAAAAAAAAAUAUUUGAACAUAGUAAAUUAGAGGACAGUUAAGUAGUGUGACAGAUUGAGAAUCGAAUUUUGUCUCGCUAAAAAGCAAAUUAAGGUUUUGAGCUUGAAUACUCAUCUAGCUCUUACUAUCUGCCUACCUUGUAAUCAGAAAAAUUAGUGUGACAGAUUUAGGAAUAAUUUUUUUUAGUUUCCAAUUCUGUCCUAUAAAAUUGGUCAAUAGAUUGAUUAAUCCAACAUUAGUAGCCUCUUAUGACAUCAAAUUGUAAUAUGCGCAUCUUUUUAUUUUUAACGCACUUUAUAGUGAAACUUUUUGUGAGGUGAUGACUUCAUUAUCAUCCCAACGAAUGAUAUCUCAUUAUUUUUUACAAUGUAUUAUCACCUACAUUAUAAAUAGCUUCCGGGGUUUGAAAAUAAUUUAGUGUUGGUAACAAUAUCUAUCAUUAAAUUAUUAGAACAAUAAUUAGCGAUAAUUAUAAAUAUUCAUUGUGGUUAGAUAUUAUAUGUGAGAAAUUGUUAAAAAUAAUUCAAUAUUUGCUUAAUGCGCUGAAUACAAACUUACAUAUUGUUUA
Amaranthus tricolor (Joseph's coat) is the source of this 1380-nucleotide messenger RNA. RefSeq names its product ethylene-responsive transcription factor ERF017. Lineage: Eukaryota; Viridiplantae; Streptophyta; Magnoliopsida; Caryophyllales; Amaranthaceae. The record is from RefSeq and is a predicted model, not a curated record. The coding region runs from base 136 to 804 and encodes 222 amino acids. Gene Ontology annotation, molecular function: DNA binding; DNA-binding transcription factor activity. Gene Ontology annotation, biological process: regulation of DNA-templated transcription. The transcript has a single exon.